Molecule: messenger RNA, 5824 nt
Organism: Oryctolagus cuniculus (rabbit)
Lineage: Eukaryota; Metazoa; Chordata; Mammalia; Lagomorpha; Leporidae
Gene: PRSS38
Product: serine protease 38
Biological process (GO): proteolysis
Molecular function (GO): serine-type endopeptidase activity
Source: RefSeq, a predicted model, not a curated record
ACAGAGAAAGGUCUUCCUUUUGCCGUUGGUUCACCCUCCAAUGGCUGGCGGCACGCUGCGGCCAGUGCAUCGCGCUGAUCCGAAGCCAGGAGCCAGGUGCUUCUCCUGGUCUCCCAUGGGGUGCAGGGCCCAAGCACUUGGGCCAUCCUCCACUGCACUCCCUGGCCACAGCAGAGAGCUGGCCUGGAAGAGGAGCAACCGGGACAGAAUCCGGCGCCCCAACCAGGACUAGAACCUGGUGUGCCGGUGCCGCAAGGCGGAGGAUUAGCCUAGUGAGCCGUGGCGCCGGCUUUGUAGUAUUCUCUUUUAAGUCUCAGUCUCUCUCUCUCUCUCUCUCUCUCUCUCUCUCUCUCUCUCUCUCUCUCUCUCUCCUUUUUAAUGUAAAUCAUUCCUGAUUUAAUAACUUGAGUGUUUUUAGAUAUCAGUCUAGCUGGAGCUUUGUUAACUUUAUUGAUCCUUUCAGAGAAUGAACCUGUGGGUUCGUUGAUUUUCUCUGCUGUUUUGUUUAUGUCCUGCAUGUGAUUAUGGCUAUUACUGAAGGUAUUCCUGUUACUAAAGUUACUGAUCUGAGGACUUUCCUAGGCAUUUAAAGCUGUGAGUUUCCCUCCAAGACCUGCUCGGACACUUCCCUUCCAUGUGUUGUGUUUUCCCAAUCAUUUAUCUUAAAGUAUUUGUUAAACUUCCUUGUGAUGCCUUUUUUGAGUUGUUGGUUAUUCAGGAGAGUGUUAGUAACAGCAUUGCCCUGUGACUUCCAGUCAGAGGCUCGCCCAGAUCGGCGCGCGGCCGAGCAGCUGCAGGGGGCGCUCUCGGCUCUCCAGGGCUCUUUCUCCUCGCUGCUCCCUUCGCCGGUCUCUGCCCUGAGAAUGCGGCCUGAUCUCUCUUCACCAGCCCUGUCUGGAUUCCCAUUUCUGAGGCUGGGCAGAGGCUCGACGCUCUCCUGUGUCUCAGGGACCACAGCCACCAUUGCCUGAUGUACAGGAUCUUGAAAACCAGUUUUAAAAGUUUUAUUAUUAUUAUUAUUGUUUCAGAUUGAAGGUCCAUCUGAUCCCAUUUACUACCUCUUGGCUAGAAAUACACGUUAUUUUUUUGUUUGUUAGUUUUAUUCAAAACAAAGUCAAAACAAAAUUAGGAAGUCUUUUAUUUUUAAGAUUUAUUUGUUUAUUUUGAAAGUUACAAAGAGAGAGAGACCUGAGGCUUCCCUCCACUGAAUCACUCCCCAGAUGUCCUCAACAGCUUGUGCUGGGUCAGGCCAGAGCCAGGAACCAGGAGUUUCCUCCUGGUCUCUCAUGUAGGUGCAGGGGCCCAAGCACUUGGGUCAUCCUCCACUGCUUUCUCAGGCCAUUAGCAGGGAGCUGGAUUGGAAGUGGAGCAGCCAGAACUUGAACUUGGUGCCCAUAAGGGUUACCGGUGCUGCAGUCACCAUCCCCAGGAACUUUUUAUUUUUUUAAAUGCAUAUAUAUAUAUACAUAUAUAGUUUUAAAGAAUAUUCAUGUCCUUCCUCCUAUAUAUAUUUAUAUGUAUAUUUAUAUAGUUUUAAAGAUUAUUCGUGUCCUUCCUAGGGUUCCUCCUCCCCACAUUUCGGGUAGUUUCUUCUGAACCUUAUGUUCUAUCUAGUUCAUGGAUUCUAUCUUCAUCUGAAUCUAAACUGUUGUCGAAGCCUGUGAGUUCUGAAUUUUGUUUUUUGUGUUUUUCAUGUCAAAAAAUUCUAUUUCAGUUUUUUGAAAGACUCUGCCACAUUUAUAGUUUCCAGUUGUUGCUAUAAAUAUUUACAAGCACAGUUUUAUCCUCUUGAGCACAAUAAGCACAUUCGUUUUACAGUUUCUGGCUGAUAGCUCAACUAUCUGGGUUUCUUCCGGUUUGUUUUUUUCUGCUGGCUCUCAGUCACGGUGUGCUACCUCAUGUUUCUGGUUAUCUCUGCUUAUGUGCUGGAGAGGUAUUUACGUUUUACUCAUGAAAGUAAUGUAAUGCUUCAGGGGAUGCCACCACUGCCCUGAGAGGACUUUUGUUUCUUUUGCCAGGCACAGGCAGGCACUAGCAAUCUGGGUUACUCUGCACCGAGUUCAGGGCUUGAGAACUUGAGAUUUUCUGAGUUCAGGGUUUGAGUCACCCAGAUGAUUCAAAGCUGGGCUGUUCUGCGUCUGAUUCACCCAUAUUCCGAGGGUGCAUCCCUUCUUGUUUUCAGCCCAAAGCAGGUGUGGUGCACCAUGGUCCACACCCAUCGCUUCCCUAACCCAAAACGGCUGCCAAAAAUGACACAGAGUCCCUGUGCUGCCCUUUCUGAAAGGGCAGCAGCAGCCUGAAUGCUUGAGUCUCCUGGUUGGGUCUUAUUCUGGUGACCCAGCAUCACGGUUUGGGUAUUUCCUGCUUCUCUGGGGGUGAUUUCAUGUUUUAUCAUGGAGUCUAGUUGCCUUCACCGGAAGGGCUAGCCCUUAUUACCUUGUUUGCAAUUGUUGGAAACCUUUCCAACUUUUAAUCUAAAGGUUUUUUUUUUAAAGAUUUGUUUUUAUUUGUUUGAAAGGCAGAGUUACAGAGAGAGGGGAGGAGGAGGGGAGAGAGAGCGCGCAAUCCUUCAUCUGCUGGUUCACUCCCCAGAUGACUGCAAUGGCCAGGGCUGGACCAGGCCAAAACCAGCAAUGCGGAGCUUCUUCCAGGUCUCCUACAUGGAUGCAGGGGCCCAAGCACUUGAACUAUCUGCUGCUGCUUUCCCAGGCCAUUAGCAGGGAGCUGGAUCAGAAAUGGAGCAUCCAGGUCUCAAACUGGCACCCAUAUUGGAUGCCAGUAUUACAGGUGGAGGCUUAGUGUACUAUGCCAGAAGGUUAAGUGUUCCUUUUGUCUAUUUUUGUGUGAAUUGUGAGGUACCAUUCUUAUUUCAUUUCUCCUCAUGUGCAUAGCCACUUUUCCAAGUGUACACCACAUAUGGGAGUUCCAUGACUGUGGGCUGUGCUCCUGGAAUGGGCUGACACCUGCAUCCUCCAGAGCCACGGGCUGGAAUCCUCACCCCCAUUGUGAGGGUGGCUGGAGGCAGUUAUGUUGAGAAUGGAAGCCUCCUGAAUGGGGUUCUUGUUCUCAAGAGCUCCCUCACCCCGUCCACCUUGCUGCCCAAGGACCCAGAUUGAGUUCCAGGCUGCAGGCUUAGCCUCAGCUGUUGCUAGUAUUUUGGGAGUGAACCAGAGGAGUGGAAUACUCUAUUUCUCUCUGUCUGCCUUUCAAGUAAAUAAUAAAUUAAAAAAAAUGUAAAUGUUAUUGUCUAUAAGCCACAGAGUUUUUAUAUGAUAUUUUGCCAUAGCAAUCUGAAUUAAGACAAUUCCAUUACCAUUUAUUUAUUUAUUUAUUUAUUUUUGACAGGCAGAGUGGACAGUGAGAGAAAGAGAGACAGAGAGAAAGGUCUUCCUUUGCUGUUGGUUCACCUUCCAAUGGCCGCUGCGACCGGCGCAUCACGCUGAUCCGAAGCCAGGAGCCAGGUGCUUUCCCUGGUCUCCCAUGCGGGUGCAGGGCCCAAGCACUUGGGCCAUCCUCCACUGCACUCCCGGGCCAUAGCAGAGAGCUGGCCUGAAAGAGGGGCAACCGGGACAGAAUCCGGCACCCUGACCAGGACUAGAACGCGGUGUGCCAGCGCCGCAAGGCGGAGGAUUAGCCUAUUGAGCCACGGCGCCGGCCAAUUCCAUUACCAUUUUUUGUCCCUGUAUAUACACUACUAAUGUUUUUUUAAGAUUUAUUUUAUUUAUUUUAAAGAGUUACACAGAGAGAGGAGAGGCAGAGAGAGAGAGAGAGGUCUUCCAUCUGUUGGCCUACUCCCCAGAUGGCUGCAACAGCUGGAGCUGUGCUGAUCCAAAGCCAGGAACCAGGAACUUCUUCCGGGUCUCCCACACAGGUGCAGGGGCCCAAGGACUUGGGCCAUCCUCUACUGCUUUCCCAGGCCAUAGCAGAGAGCUGGAUUGGAAGAGGAGCAGCCGGGACUAGAACCGGUGCCCAUAUGGGAUGCCGGCGCUUCAGGCCAGGGCUUUAACCCACUGUGCCACAGCACCGGCCCCAACACUACUAAUGUUUUAAUUACUAUAGCACCACAAUGAGAUUUGGGGUUGUGUAGGGAAAACUGAUCUGUCUUACUCUCUUGGACCUUUACCCUCCCACGUAAAUUAUAACUUUUUUUAAAAAAGAUUUAUUUAUUUAUUUGAAAGGUGGAGUUAUGGAGAAGGGGGGGAGGGGAGAGAGAUAGGUCUUCCAUCUGCUGGUUCACUCCCCAAGCCUGCAAGAAGGGGCAUGUUUCAUAACGUGCAAAGGUUGGCAGCUGUGCAGCAGAGCUGUCCAUGGUAACUGACUUACAGAAUCAAGUCUGGCACAGAACCGGCCUACACAGUUUUGUCUGUGGGCUGUGGUGACAAACCCAAGGGUGGGGGUGAGGCACGGGGUGAAGCCCCAGUGUCUGGGUUGAGUGGCUACUGCCACAUGUGUGUAUCACCUGCUGGGGGCGCCCUCCCUGCCCCUGCCUCUGAGCUUUCACCUGCUGGGGGCGCCAAGUGUUCAGGCUAGGUGCAGUCGCCUGCUGGGGGCGCCUUUGCGCCCAGGCUCCCAAGGCCCAGGCUCCCUCACGCGUCCAAGUCAGGCGCAUCCUUCCAUCCUCAUGGCACCCUUCUCAGGCCUGGGCUUCCUGCUACUAUUGCUGCUGCUGGUGACGAGGACCCCAGCCCCAGCUGAGGCAUGGGUCCGGGGACCUCCCAAGAGCCCAAGAAACUCCUCGCGCGGUGACCCCGCCUGCGGUCGGCGAGCGGUGCCGGGCAAGGUGCUGGGCGGCGCGCCGGCCACCGAGACCAGGUGGCCAUGGCAAGUGAGCGUGCACUACGCCGGCUUCCACGUAUGCGGCGGCUCCAUCGUCGACGAGUACUGGGUGCUGUCGGCGGCACACUGCUUCCACCGGGACAAGAGCUUGGAGACCUUUGACUUGUAUGUGGGCCUCACCAACCUCAAGGCAGCCCGCAACCACACCCAGUGGUUCGAAGUGAACCAGGUGAUUCUGCACCCCAGCUAUCAGAUGUACCACCCCAUUGGCGGGGACGUGGCGCUGGUGCAGCUCAAGUCCCGCAUCACAUUCUCCGACGCCGUGCUCCCUGUCUGCCUGGCGCCUGCCGAUCUAAACCUCACAGGCCUGGCAUGCUGGGCUACUGGAUGGGGCCUGAUCUCACAGCAAGGUCACUCCUCAGAGGAACUGCAGGAGGCCCGGCUGCCUCUGAUCCCGAUAGCCAUGUGCCGGCUGCUCUACGGGCACCGGUCCUACAUUAUGCAGGACAUGCUGUGUGCUGGAGACAUCUGGAACUGGAAGACUGUGUGUGAGGGAGACUCUGGGGGCCCACUGGUCUGUGAAAUCAACGAGACCUGGUUGCAGAUUGGAAUUGUGAGCUGGGGUCGUGGUUGUGCCCAGCCCAUGUACCCUGGAGUGUAUGCCCGCGUCUCCCAUUUCUCACGUUGGAUUCGCUAUCACAUACAGGUUGUACCCACCCCUCCUCAGCCGACCCCUGCCCUCUCCCCUGCUCUCCCCUCCACUCUCAGUGUCCUCGUGGCUAUGCUGGUCAGCCUCUCAGCUUUGUGAGGGCCAAGGCUCCCCUCCCGCUUCAGGCUUUCUACAGCUGCAUGCCCUGCCCCUGGCCUGGCACAGACACCUCCUGCCGAUCUCUCUCUGGAGCCAGGUGAGGGCCACCUGGACAGGCCUCGAUGCUGGGUCUGGGACAGCCUGGGACUGAGAGCAGAGAGGACACCAGGGCGGGGCCAAGGGCCUGGAUUCUGUGUAUCUGGGAUUUGAUGAUAUCAUUAAAUGUUUAUGAAGCAAGCA